Molecule: messenger RNA, 1311 nt
Organism: Ambispora gerdemannii
Lineage: Eukaryota; Fungi; Glomeromycota; Glomeromycetes; Archaeosporales; Ambisporaceae
Source: the annotation of a GenBank genome assembly
AUGCCUCGAGAGUUAAUAACAAUACAAACUGGCCAAUGUGGCAACCAAAUUGGAAUGGAAUUCUGGGGACAACUUUGUGCUGAACAUGGUAUAAGCCAAGACGGAAUACUUGAAGACUUUGCAACUGAGGGUGGAGACCGUAAGGAUGUGUUCUUUUACCAGGCUGAUGACGAGCAUUAUAUACCGAGAGCUUUACUGCUAGACUUAGAGCCUCGAGUAAUAAAUAACAUCCUAGCUUCAAAGUAUGCAAAUUUAUAUAAUCCCGAAAAUAUAUAUUUAUCAAAAGACGGAGGUGGCGCGGGGAAUAUUUGGGCAUAUGGAUUUUCUCAGGCUGAGAAAGUUUGCGAGGAUAUAUUUGAAAUGAUUGAUCGUGAAGCAGAUGGAAGUGAUUCACUCGAAGGAUUCAUGCUGCUUCAUUCGAUUGCUGGUGGAACAGGAUCUGGGAUGGGCUCGUUUUUGCUCGAGAGGCUGAAUGAAAGAUAUCCCAAAAAACUAAUACAAACGUAUUCAGUGUUUCCAAACAACGAGGAAGUCUCCGACGUAGUUGUACAGCCUUAUAAUAGUAUUUUAACACUAAAGAGAUUAACUGAAAAUGCUGAUUGUGUGAUUGUAUUGGAUAAUGCAGCUUUGACGCGAAUCGCGAGCGAUAGGCUUCAUAUUCAGAACCCCACUUUUGCUCAGACUAAUCAGCUGGUAUCAACUGUAAUGUCUGCUAGCACCACAAUGCUCCGCUAUCCUGGCUAUAUGAAUAAUGAUCUUGUAGGGAUGAUAGCGUCAUUAAUUCCUACUCCAAAGUGUCAUUAUUUGAUGACUGCAUAUACUCCAUUCACGAGUGAUCAAGUGGAAAAAGCAAAAUCUGUUCGUAAAACUACAGUACUUGAUGUAAUGAGACGGUUAUUACAACCGAAAAAUAAAAUGGUAUCCACAAAUCCUUCGAAAAAGAGUUGUUACAUUUCUGUCUUGAAUAUUAUUCAGGGAGAAGCUGAUCCAACUGAUUUCAUUCCUUGGGGGCCCGCUAGUAUUCAGGUAGCUUUAACGAAGAAGUCACCGUAUGUUCAAACUUCACAUCGGGUGAGCGGAUUAAUGUUGGCUAAUCAUACGAGCAUUACUUCGCUAUUAAAGCGUACUUGUGAUCACUACGAUCGUUUCAGGAAGCGUGGCGCGUUCUUGGAACAAUAUAAAAAGGAAGACAUGUUUGCAGAUAAUCUUGAAGAAUUCGAUAGUGCAAGGGAAUCUGUUCAAAAUCUGAUUAAAGAAUAUGAAGCUUGUGAAAGUCCUGAUUACAUUCAUUAUGGAAUUGCUAAAGAUUGA